Molecule: messenger RNA, 1330 nt
Organism: Triplophysa rosa
Lineage: Eukaryota; Metazoa; Chordata; Actinopteri; Cypriniformes; Nemacheilidae
Gene: rpusd1
Product: RNA pseudouridine synthase domain containing 1
Exons: 6
Coding region: 347-1240 (297 amino acids)
Biological process (GO): pseudouridine synthesis
Molecular function (GO): pseudouridine synthase activity; RNA binding
Source: RefSeq, a predicted model, not a curated record
UGCACAACGGGUGUAAUGCCCCAAAAAUCUAAGGACGAAGAAGAAUAAGAUGCACACACAAGUUAGAUUUCAACAGAAGUAGUGUGUUCAUUUCAUCUUCGCUGAUUUUAAUUUUACACAACCAAUGAAGAACAUACAUUUGUACGAUCCAGUGUUUACUCAAAAGAAGAUCUGCUGAAUAAGACACCUCAUCCAGAAUGCGUCCUGCUCUAAACACGAAAACAAAACAGUUGGAUCGAUACAAGUAACGUUAGAAGAUAGCGCGCACCAACUGUGCCCUUCUAAAUCGGGUAUCAAAACAGUCUGUAUAAAUUACCCUGGUGCUGUUUUGCAGGAGAAAGUGAACAUGGAGCCUGCGAGUCUGGAGAAUCUCAGUGUUUUGUACCACAGCGAAAACUAUAUAGUUGUUAACAAACACUGGGACAUCCGUAUUGACAGCAAAAUGUGGUACGAGAAGCAGACUGUUCAGAGUCAGCUGAAGCAUCACUUCCCAGAGCUUGCAGAUCCUGGCACCUAUUAUGGCUUCAGGUUUUGUCAUCAGCUGGAUUUCUCUACAAGUGGAGCUUUAUGUGUAGCACUGAAUAAGGCAGCAGCAGGGCAUGCAUACCGCUGUUUUAAAGAGAGACUGGUUACCAAAGCUUAUCUUGCGCUGGUCCGUGGCACUGUGGCUGAGGAAAGAAUGACUCUGGACUUUGCAAUUGGCAAGAACACAACAGAGGGCAAGACCCAUAUGAUGUGCAUUGAAGGAGCAGAAGGAUGUGAGAAUCCUAAACCCAGCCAGACAGAGCUUACGGUUUUAGAGUAUGGAGCAUAUGAAGGAGAUCCAGUCACAAAAGUGCUUUUGCAGCCUCUGACAGGACGGACGCACCAGCUCAGAGUCCACUGUAGUGCUAUUCAUCACCCCAUAGUGGGAGAUUACACCUACAGUCUACGGACAGACAACACUCCUUAUCGCAUGAUGUUGCAUGCGUACUUCCUGCAUAUUCCACAAGAGAAGGAACCAAUCCAGGUUAUAGCCCCAGAUCCUUUUCUGCCCAGCCUGGACUCCAAAUGGGCACCACAAAGGUGUGUGAACCCUCUAGAUGAUCUACUGAAGAAUAUUUUAACAGAGCCACAAGCUGAGAUGAAAGAGAGCCAAGAAGAACCAGAGACAGUGCACAGGAGGAGCAGCAGCCCAGUGGAGAGCGAGGAACAAAAGGCUCAGUGUCAGCGGUGGUUGUGUGAAUGGAAUCUUGACUAAUGAACUUUUAUGCUUGGUAGCCUGCUGGUGUGCACUAUACCAGGGAUGCUACACCACAAUGAUUCCCUUCUUUUAAAGGCAGCUUGUACA